AUGUCGUCUUCCUCCGUCGAUCCUUUGUUCGGAAUGGUCAAGGCCUACGCUCCGGCCACCAUUGCGCAUUUUGGGUCGGAUUUUGAGAUGUUGGGAUGUGCUCUGCGCGGUAUGGGGAACACGGUUACACUCAAGAUCGACUCCGAUCUUCCCGCCGACGAACUUAUUCUCCUUAACCUCCAAGUUGUCUUGAAUCGUCUCAACAUUCCCGAGAUAGCCGGAGUAUCUAUAUUCAUUCAACCAGGGGUUCCACCGGGGAGGGGCUUAGGCUGUACGACGGCCAUCAUCGCCGCCGUGGCCAGAGCUAUCAAAGAAAUGUUUGGAGAUGUUUGGCCUAUUGAGGAUGUGAUUACGGCUGCUCAAGACUUGGGUGUUUAUCUCAUAGUCACAUAA
Molecule: messenger RNA, 393 nt
Organism: Helianthus annuus (common sunflower)
Lineage: Eukaryota; Viridiplantae; Streptophyta; Magnoliopsida; Asterales; Asteraceae
Product: homoserine kinase-like
Exons: 1
Coding region: 1-393 (130 amino acids)
Molecular function (GO): ATP binding
Source: RefSeq, a predicted model, not a curated record